Acytostelium subglobosum LB1 is the source of this 1305-nucleotide messenger RNA. RefSeq lists its product as hypothetical. Gene Ontology annotation, biological process: mitochondrial respiratory chain complex IV assembly; protein insertion into mitochondrial inner membrane from matrix. Gene Ontology annotation, molecular function: membrane insertase activity. The transcript has a single exon. Gene Ontology annotation, cellular component: mitochondrial inner membrane. The coding region runs from base 1 to 1305 and encodes 434 amino acids. Lineage: Eukaryota; Evosea; Eumycetozoa; Acytosteliales; Acytosteliaceae. The record is from RefSeq and is a predicted model, not a curated record.
AUGCAAUCACUUAAUAGGUCCAUACUCAGAUCAGCAUUGUUCCAAAAGAACAACCCUGUGGCAACAGUUGUAGCUGCUGCACACUUCAAUCAUAGACCAUCACUCAAGACUAAAGCAAAUAUUUCAUCGAUAUUCAGAGGUGCAUCAUCAUCAGCAUCACAUCAACAACAACAGUUCAUCUUGAUCACUGGUCUCACAAACAUCUCAAACUCAAACAUAAACACAAACUCAAACUCAAAGUUUGGCGUGAGAUACUACUCCACGCCCAGCAACACAGGCAACAGCAACACCACUGGAAACACAACCACAACAUCAGACCUUUCACUUGGAAACCCUAUCAACACUGAGGGAAUCAACUCGGUGGCCGAGGUCAAUGUGUCACAUCAGUUGGUGGACGCGAUCACGACCUCUUUGCCACCACCCCCACCCAACCCCAUCAUCGAAGCCGUCACCAACUUUAACGACUCGAUCGUCGAGGCGGUCAAUCAGUUCGCCGUGUCCACCGGCACCCCGUGGUGGCUGUGCAUCGUCACGGGCACCAUCAUACUGCGCACGCUGCUUCUGCCCUUCACGGUCAAGACACAGCGCAACCAGGUCAAGAUGAUGGCCGUGCGCGAGGAGAUGGAGAAGAACUCAUACCUGAACGACGGCACGAUGGAGGGCCGCAUGAAGCUGAUGGCGCUGCAGCAGGAGCUGUCGGCCAAGAACGGCGUGUCGCCCCUCUCCAUGAUGGGUCUGGCCAUCGCCCAGGCGCCCUUCUACAUAUACUUCUUUGUGCUGAUCAGGAACGCCUGCAUGGAAUUCCCGCAGUACCUGAGCCAGGGCGGCAUGCUCUGGUUCAGGGACCUGUCGGCGAUGGAUCCCACAUACAUGCUGCCCGUGCUCUCGUCAUUUUUCCAGUUCAUCAGUGUGCGCAUGACCUUCACCGAGGGCACCAACAUCGUGAUGAAGACGCUGAUGGGCGGCCUGUGUCUGAUCCCGCUGUUCUUCACACUGACCUUCCCCGCGGGCCUCAACAUCUACUGGUGCGUCAACUCGCUGAUCUUCAUCCUACAGAACUGGCUGUUCCGCAAGGUGUCCGUCAAGAAGUUCUUCAACAUCCCGCUGAGCAAGGCCGAUGUGGGCAUCAAGACGUCCACCAUCCAGUACGCGCCCGUCAAGAAUGUCGCACCCACCAUCACCGAGGAGUUGGCCAAGAAGGACAAUGCAGUCCUCGUCGACAAGUUGACCAAGUUGCGUCAAGAGGUCAAGACCGCCAAGACACGCGCCAUGGAUGAGAGCUUUGGUACUCGUCGCAGAAAGUGA